AAUGCCCCCUUCUGCGCACUAUAUAGAAGCGCACGCAUGAGCAUGUUCGCAGCUUCUCCCCUCCCGGUUACCCUUCCCGCCAGUUGACCUGCUGCCCCUCUUGGUUUCUUCAUUGCUAGCAUGGCACUUCGCUCCUUUUUGCUCUUGACCCUCGUCCUCGCGCUGGCCGUGGCCGCGAGCCCCAUCCGGGUCCGCAACAACCGCAUCACACUUCCUAUGGCCAGGCGCACAAACCACUUGGGUAUCCGCAAAGUACUCCAGAACGACCGCAAUCGUGCCGCCCUCCUCCAGGGAGGGCGCCAGGCUCUUCGCGAGGCGAAGAAGCACCACAAAGGCAAAGGCAAUGCUGGUGGUGCCGCGGCCAACGCGAAUGCCACAGCGACCGCGGGUGCCGCUGCUGCGAACGGUACCGCUGCUGCGAAUGGUACCCUAGCCAGCGACGAUAAUGUCGCUGCGACAAACCAGGGUGAGGAUUACGUUAUCAGCGUUGGUGUUGGUAACCCUCCGACGACCUACAACCUGUUGGUCGACACUGGUUCUUCCAACACAUGGGUGGGUGCCGACACAAACAAGCCAUUCGUCCAGACGUCAACGUCCAAGUCGACCGGCCAACAAGUUGAAGUCAGCUACGGCUCCGGUGCCUUUGCCGGCGAGGAGUUCGAGGAUGACGUCCAACUCGGUGGCCUCACGAUCUCUGGGCAGUCAAUCGGCGCUGCAACGGAGGCUCAGGGUUUCACAGGUGUCGACGGUAUUGUUGGGAUUGGGCCCACUGACCUGACAGUCGGCACCGUCGGCGGCCAAAACUCCCAGACCCAGGUCCCGACCGUCACCGACAACCUCUUCUCGCAGGGCAUCAUCGGCGAGAACCUCGUCUCCGUCUUCUUCGCGCCCGCUACCUCGGCCAACGACACCAACGGCGAGCUCACCUUCGGUAGCGUCGACGACUCCAAGACCGUCGGUAAUGUCGCCUUUACGCCGCUGACGACGACCGCCCCUGCAAGCCAGUUCUGGGGCAUCGACCAGUCUAUCACAUACGGCUCGUCGAACACCACCAUCCUCGACACGACUGCCGGCAUCGUCGACACUGGCACUACGCUGAUCCUCAUGGCGACUGACGCGUUCCAGGCUUACCAGCAGGCAACCGGUGCGACGCAAGACCAGACCACUGGUCUGUUGACGAUUUCCAACGCCGACUUCAACAACCUCCAGAGCUUGUUCUUCAACAUCGGUGGUCAAUCGUACGAGCUCACUGCCAACGCUCAGAUCUGGCCUCGUGCGCUCAAUUCGGUGAUCGGCGGCAACAACGACCAGAUCUACAUGGUCGUGAGCGACAUCGGCACGAACUCGGGCCAGGGCCUCGACUUCAUCAACGGCUUCAGCUUCCUCGAGCGGUACCUCUCCGUGUACGACACCGCGAACAACCAGGUCGGGUUCGCCGCGACGCAGUUCACCAACGCCACCACCAACUGAGCGCGCUGGCUCUGCGGGGCUCCAUUCGGCUAUUUCAAGCAGGACGUGUAUGCGCUUGCGCGCUGGACGGUUUCUGGGUCAUGAUGCGAACC
Messenger RNA from Rhodofomes roseus, 1562 nucleotides. Its product is annotated as acid protease. Gene Ontology annotation, molecular function: aspartic-type endopeptidase activity. The record is from RefSeq and is a predicted model, not a curated record. Gene Ontology annotation, biological process: proteolysis. Bases 121 to 1470 code for a protein of 449 amino acids. The transcript has 10 exons. NCBI's taxonomy places the organism in Eukaryota, Fungi, Basidiomycota, Agaricomycetes, Polyporales, Fomitopsidaceae.